AUGUUUACAAGUGAUGCAGCUUUGUCUAAAGCCGAAUACAUCAAAACAUUACACAAAGAGAUCAAGGAACGGAUUGAGAACAAGAAUCGAAAGCUAGUAAGUCGCAAGAACCAAGGGAGAAAGAAAGUUAUUUUUAACCCAGGUGAUUGGGUUUGGGUUCAUCUACGAAAGGAACAGUUUCUAGAUCAGAGGAAGUCCAAACUUCAACCUAGAGGAGACAGUCAUUUUCAAGUGCUUGAACGGAUCAAUGACAAUGCGUACAAACUGGAUCUUCGAGGAAAUGAAGACCUUGAUUUGGGGACAAAUCCUUUUAAAGAAAGGGGGGAUGAUGCAAAUCCAACCACGGAUCCAAUGAAUGUACCCGAGGGACCAAUUACAAGAAGCAAAGCAAAGAAGAUUCAAGAGCAUGAUAGUUGUGAGAUUAAAGAGCAUUUUGUGGAUGAAUAUCUUUUAGCUAUUUCUGAAGUCCCUUGGUAUGCUGACUAUGCGAACUAUCUGAAGGAGAUUCUAGAGGCAUGCCACAAAUCACCAUAUGGUGGGCAUUUUGCUGGACGUAAGACUGCAGCAAAAGUCCUCCAAAGUCGUUUCUUUUGGCCGUCUCUAUUUCGAGAUGCUCAUAUAUUCAAUCAAGGAUGUGAUCGCUAUCAAAGAUCAGGUAACUUGACAAGGAAGCAUGAGAUGCCUUUAAACCCAAUAUUGGAAGUUGAACUUUUCGAUGUUUGGGGCAUCAACUUCAUGGGUCCGUUCCCACCUUCAUUCAGUAAGAAUUACAUUCUCUUGGUUGUUGAUUAUAUCUCGAAAUGGGUUGAGGCUUUGGCCACCCCUACUAACGAUGCCAAGGUAGUUUCUCUCAUCUUGCAAAAGUUAAUUUUUAUUAGAUAUGGUACAUCUAGAUGCUUGAUUAGUGAUGAGUGA
Momordica charantia (bitter melon) is the source of this 915-nucleotide messenger RNA. Lineage: Eukaryota; Viridiplantae; Streptophyta; Magnoliopsida; Cucurbitales; Cucurbitaceae. The record is from RefSeq and is a predicted model, not a curated record.